This is a messenger RNA of Hibiscus syriacus, 1488 nucleotides long. RefSeq names its product serine/threonine-protein phosphatase PP1-like. The record is from RefSeq and is a predicted model, not a curated record. The transcript has 4 exons. Lineage: Eukaryota; Viridiplantae; Streptophyta; Magnoliopsida; Malvales; Malvaceae. Gene Ontology annotation, cellular component: nucleus; cytoplasm. Gene Ontology annotation, molecular function: protein serine/threonine phosphatase activity. The coding region runs from base 188 to 1168 and encodes 326 amino acids.
UGAUUUCUCUAGAGAACGACACCCUUCUCCUCCUCGAAGCAUCUUUCCUCUUCACCAGCGUCAUGCACUUCUCCUUGUUAUUCCUCUUCCCUUUUCCACCUUAACAUCCCAUAACUUUUCUCUCUUCGUUUUGUCUGAACUCCAUAACUCAGUUUUUUUUCUCCUUCUAGAAAGAAUUGAGUUGAAAAUGGAGCAAGGGGUACUUGAUGAUAUCAUAAAUCGGCUUUUGGAAGUUAGUGGUAAAACAGGGAAACAAGUGCAGCUAUCGGAAGCAGAGAUCCGGCAACUUUGCGUGGUUUCUAAAGAGAUUUUCUUGCAACAACCUAACUUAUUGGAAAUUGAAGCACCCAUCAAGAUCUGUGGUGAUGUUCAUGGUCAAUAUUCUGAUCUUCUAAGGCUUUUUGAGUACGGUGGAUUGCCUCCAAAUUCCAACUACUUAUUUUUGGGGGACUAUGUUGAUCGCGGCAAGCAAAGUCUGGAGACCAUAUGUCUUCUUCUUGCCUACAAGAUAAAAUAUCCCGAAAACUUUUUCCUCUUGAGGGGAAACCAUGAAUGUGCUUCUAUAAACCGCAUAUAUGGGUUCUAUGAUGAGUGUAAGAGAAGAUUUAAUGUUAGGCUAUGGAAAGCAUUCACCGAAUGUUUUAACUGCCUACCAGUGGCAGCGCUAAUUGAUGAGAAGAUCCUGUGUAUGCAUGGAGGCCUUUCUCCUGAUCUCAAUAAUUUGGAUCAGAUACGAAGUUUACGACGUCCAACUGAUGUACCUGACACAGGUUUGCUCUGUGAUCUUCUCUGGUCAGAUCCAAGUAAAGAUGUUCAAGGUUGGGGAAUGAACGACAGGGGCGUUUCAUAUACUUUUGGGGCUGACAAAGUAUCAGAGUUUCUUGAGAAACACGAUCUGGAUAUCAUUUGCCGUGCUCAUCAGGUUGUAGAGGAUGGCUACGAGUUCUUUGCCGACCGACAACUAGUAACUAUAUUUUCAGCACCCAAUUAUUGCGGGGAGUUUGAUAACUCUGGAGCCAUGAUGAGUGUGGACGAGACUUUGAUGUGCUCCUUUCAAAUUUUGAAGCCUGCUGAUAAGAGGCCAAAGUUUAACAUGGGGAGCACAACAACAGCAAAGCCCGGAAACUCUCCAGCAGGAGUCAAGUCAUUCCUUGGUGCAAAGGUAUGAGAGCAGGAUUGGCAAACUAGAUUGCAUGCAUCACCGAUAAACCAGAAUUGGAGUUGUUUGAUUUCAAGAUAUUAUGCUCGACGAUGGGCCUUAGAAAAUGAUGCCUCUGUGGUAUGAAUUCGGGUUUUGAAGGUCGAAAGGUCGUAAUUGUCCUUCCUCUCUGAUAUUAAUAGCUGCUAUGAAUUUAAUAGUGUGUUGAGGUUCUGCUCUGUUAAAUGACAUUAUUCUUGGGGAGGGACAGCAUAUCUGAAUGUGGUACAAAUCUCAUGCUUCAUUCUCUUGAAACUUUUCUAUUUCAUGCAAUAUGACUUUUGAAGAUA